Molecule: messenger RNA, 1608 nt
Organism: Naumovozyma dairenensis CBS 421
Lineage: Eukaryota; Fungi; Ascomycota; Saccharomycetes; Saccharomycetales; Saccharomycetaceae
Gene: CCT3
Product: chaperonin-containing T-complex subunit CCT3
Exons: 1
Coding region: 1-1608 (535 amino acids)
Biological process (GO): protein folding
Cellular component (GO): chaperonin-containing T-complex
Molecular function (GO): ATP-dependent protein folding chaperone; ATP binding; ATP hydrolysis activity
Source: RefSeq, a predicted model, not a curated record
AUGCAAGCUCCAGUUGUGUUCAUGAACACGAACCAAGAACGUACUUUUGGUCGUCAAGCACAAAUCUCUAACAUCACCGCCGCCAAAGCAGUAGCAGAUGUCAUCCGUACAUGUUUGGGUCCAAAAGCUAUGUUAAAGAUGUUAUUAGAUCCAAUGGGUGGUCUUGUCUUGACUAAUGACGGUCAUGCCAUCCUUAGAGAAAUCGAUGUGGCACACCCUGCUGCCAAAUCAAUGUUGGAAUUAUCAAGAACUCAAGAUGAGGAAGUCGGUGAUGGUACUACCACAGUCAUUAUCCUUGCUGGUGAUAUUUUGGCCCAAUGUGCUCCAUAUUUGAUUGAGAAAAACAUUCAUCCUGUUAUCAUUAUUCAAGCCUUAAAGAAAGCUUUGAGUGAUGCGUUGGAAGUCAUUAAACAAGUUAGUAAACCUGUUGAUGUGGAAAAUGAUGAAGCCAUGAAGAAAUUGAUUCAAGCUUCCAUUGGGACUAAAUAUGUUAGUCACUGGUCAGAAAAGAUGUGUGAAUUGGCUCUAAGUGCAGUUAAGAUUGUUCGUGUUGAUUUAGGGCAAACUAUUGAAGGAACUCCAAAUUUUGAAAUCGAUAUUAAAAGAUAUGUUCGUGUAGAAAAGAUUCCAGGUGGAGAAGUCUUAGAUUCUAAUGUCCUAAACGGUGUUAUGUUAAAUAAAGAUGUUGUUCAUCCUAAAAUGUCCCGUCAUAUUGAAAAUCCACGCAUUGUUUUAUUAGAUUGUCCGUUAGAAUAUAAGAAAGGUGAAUCCCAAACAAAUAUAGAAAUCACAAACGAUGAAGAUUGGAAUAGAAUUUUACAAAUCGAAGAAGAGCAAGUGCAAUUAAUGUGUGAACAAAUUUUAGCAAUUAAACCAGAUGUUGUCAUAACUGAAAAAGGUGUAUCUGAUUUAGCUCAACAUUUCUUACUAAAAGGUGGUUGUUCCGUUCUGAGAAGAGUUAAAAAAUCCGAUAAUAAUAGGAUUGCGCGUGUUAUAGGAGCGACAAUCGUUAACCGUGUAGAAGAUUUGAAAGAAUCCGAUGUUGGAACACAAUGUGGGGUAUUCAAGGUAGAAUUGAUUGGUGACGAAUAUUUUACCUUCUUAGAUGAUUGUAAAGAACCAAAGGCUUGUACAAUUUUACUUCGUGGAGGAUCUAAAGAUAUAUUAAAUGAAAUUGAACGUAAUUUAGAUGAUGCUAUGGCAGUCACCCGUAAUGUUAUGUUAUCUCCAUCAUUAUCACCAGGUGGUGGUGCUACCGAAAUGGCAGUUUCUCUUAAAUUGGCAGAACAUGCGAAACAAUUAGAAGGUAUUCAACAAUGGCCAUACCAAGCGGUUGCUGAUGCAAUGGAAUGUAUUCCACGUACACUAAUACAAAAUGCCGGUGGAGAUCCAAUAAGGGUUUUAUCUCAGUUGAGAGCUAAACAUGCUCAAGGAAAUUUCACCAUGGGUAUUGAUGGUGAUGCCGGGAAAGUUGUCGAUAUGGUCGACUACGGUAUUUGGGAACCAGAAGUUAUUAAGCAGCAAAGUAUCAAAACAGCUAUAGAAAGUGCAUGUCUAUUAUUAAGAGUUGACGAUAUUGUUAGUGGUGUCAAGAGGGAAGAGCAAUGA